AUGUGCUCCUCCCUUUGGCUGGAGUCAAACUUUUAUGCUGGAAACAUUGGAUUUGGAUUAUCAAUCACUUUCAACUUGAUAGUACUGGUUUUGAUCAGUGAAAUGCCGAAGAGGAUUUUUGGGAACUAUAAGUACCUGAUGUUUGCAUUUUCAACAGUCGGUAUUUUCUUCUCGUGCUGUGACUUUUUCAUCAAACCGAACAUGCACAUCACCAAGACUUCUUUCAUCAUAUUCACAGACUUGAAACGCUCUGGAUAUUCAUAUUCUACCGCGCAAAUUGCUCUAGCAAUACUAUGUUCAUCGUAUGGAUUGGUGCUGACAAUGCUGGCAAUUCAUUUCUUUUAUCGUUAUCUAUCUGUGAAAUCUCCAUCUAACUUGUCAAUAUUUUCUCUGAAAGCUGCUCCUAUUUGGGUUAUAUCUCUCAGUGUCAACUUUGUGAUUUGGUUCUUUUGCUUUUUUAAUUUAAACUCCCCGUCUCCAAUGAAAGAUGAAGAGCUGAUUCCUGAGUUUUGGGAGGCUUACUGUCUUAAAUCAAAUGAGUAUACCUACACUGGACCUCACUACUAUUACACAGACAAUUCAACUGGAGAAUGGAAAUUUCAUAUUCCGUCGUUUGUGGCUGAAGGCUAUACAGCUGGAAAUAUAGCUAUUGCAAUCAUUCUAUUGAGCAUAUUUGGCGUUAAAACUUACAACCAUCUUUAUAAACUUGGUGGAAUGUCUAGUCUGAACUCGCGUGAAAUUCAGAGCCAAUUGUUCAAAACUUUGGUGGUCCAAACUAUAUUCCCAAGUAUAUUUUUAUUUUUCCCAGUGUCAUGCUUAGUUUUGUUCCCAGUUUUCGGAAUCAGAAUUGGAGAAAAUGCUAAUCUGAUCAUGAUUUCAUUUUCUAUAUAUCCAUGCUUCGAACCUCUUGUCGCCAUUUGUUGCAUUAAAACUUUCCGGCGGCGACUGCUUGGAAUCGUCCCGUGCUACAAAAAGAAUAGAGUUACUCGCGUUUCCAGCCAAUUUUAUAAUCAAACAACAACAACCUAG
Caenorhabditis elegans is the source of this 1029-nucleotide messenger RNA. It is a transcript of the gene str-111, whose product is annotated as Serpentine receptor class r-10. The transcript is spliced from 4 exons. Gene Ontology annotation, biological process: detection of chemical stimulus involved in sensory perception of smell. The record is from RefSeq and is marked reviewed. Gene Ontology annotation, cellular component: ciliary membrane. Lineage: Eukaryota; Metazoa; Nematoda; Chromadorea; Rhabditida; Rhabditidae. The coding region runs from base 1 to 1029 and encodes 342 amino acids.